GAUCCAAACUUGAACGUCUGUCCUGACUAUGCUUCUGAUGACUUCGUCAACACACAAGCUCAGCUCAUUAAUGAGGACAUUGCUGAAGAACAGGCAGUUCAGCUGCUUAAGAACAUUUGGCAGGCUAGCAACAACACUGAGAAACGCCUGUGGCAACAGCAAGUAAAUGACAACAAAGAGGAACAAGCUCACCAUGAUCAUCUAGAAGAGGAUGAAGAGGAACACCUAAAGCAAGAACACUUAGCAGAAGAGGAAGAGGCCCACAAGGAAGAACAGAAGAAAAAAAAGCACAAGUACACUCCAAUCCAGAACACAGGCAUCCUGGAUGAUCCAGCCAUCACACUGUGUUCCUACGCUCUUCGCAAGUUAGACAAAGGAGAGUAUGUAGAAAUGUGGUACUUCACUAAUGAUGGACUUGAUGAAGCAGCUGUUAAGAAGACAAUGGAUGAUGAUGCCAUGGUUCUGUCUACCCUCACAGACAGUUUGACAGCAUGGGUCUCUGCAGCGUCAAUGUGCAAUGCGUGUUCCAUCAUCAAUGAUAAGAACCUGCCAUUCGAGGAUUUCUGUCAGGCCUGCCCACAUUUCCUAACUGUGCUACUAGAAACGGAUUGGCCGCAAGAUAGAAUCAAAAUGAUGGCACUCUUUUGGAGGAACUUACAAGUUCACAAGUAUCAUUAUUUGUGA
Suillus subalutaceus is the source of this 684-nucleotide messenger RNA. RefSeq lists its product as uncharacterized. The record is from RefSeq and is a predicted model, not a curated record. Lineage: Eukaryota; Fungi; Basidiomycota; Agaricomycetes; Boletales; Suillaceae. The transcript has a single exon. The annotation marks the transcript as partial.